Salvelinus namaycush (lake trout) is the source of this 1853-nucleotide messenger RNA. RefSeq names its product protein yippee-like 5. The transcript has 3 exons. The record is from RefSeq and is a predicted model, not a curated record. The coding region runs from base 327 to 692 and encodes 121 amino acids. Lineage: Eukaryota; Metazoa; Chordata; Actinopteri; Salmoniformes; Salmonidae.
CGGUCGCCAUAUUGAGCUGUAGCUACCUCCUUCUCAAACGAUUUGGUUGAAAAAUCUUACUAACCCUACCCACUAGAGAGCAGAAUACUGUGUUCAUAGCUGGAAUGCUGUUCGGUCUAAGUGCCAGUGCAACGUUCUACGUCACGUCAACGUACCGGAUGUUGAUACAGAAUCUGCAGGAACAGCUGGGAGAGAACAACAAAGCGACAACGAACCCAACAGACUUUGGGGAAUAAAAUAAUUAACGUGGAAAAGAACGGCGUAGCUACAAAUAGCUAAAGCCCAACUAGUCGAAAAGUCUUUAAACGGUGAGUGUGUACUGAACCAUGGGGCGGAUCUUCCUGGACCACAUCGGGGGCACACGCCUCUUCUCCUGCGCCAACUGUGACACUAUCUUGACCAACCGCUCAGAACUCAUCUCCACCCGCUUCACCGGAGCAACCGGCCGAGCCUUCCUCUUCAACAAGGUGGUGAACCUGCAGUACAGCGAGGUGCAGGACCGCGUGAUGCUGACGGGCAGACACAUGGUGCGAGAUGUCAGCUGUAAGAACUGUAACAGCAAGCUGGGCUGGAUCUAUGAGUUUGCCACCGAGGACAGCCAGCGUUACAAGGAGGGCCGUGUCAUCCUGGAGAGAGCACUCGUCAGGGAGAGCGAGGGCUUCGAAGAACAUGUUCCCUCUGACAAUUCCUGAGCUGAUGCUCAAAAUACUCGCUCAUCCCCACGCCCCUGCCCUAACCCUCCAUAGCCCCAAGCUCAUUAUUCCAGACACUGGUCAAUAGUCUUGGCUCCACCCACAGCUUUGACCUAGCUAGGACUUUUUGACCUCUCCUGAUUGGCUGGAUCUCUUCCAAAGACCACCUUCUGUCACCUAGAGACAUCAACGGGCCUGCUUUCACAUAGCUAUGGACUCCAUGCACACGUGCACACACAGGAUUUUGAAGGCAACUACACACACUGCAAGGCACACAGACUCAUAUUUACACACUUGACAUGCUCACAUGCAUGAUUAGUAGAUAUAUUCACUGACUCUGGAUAUUUUGUCAAUGUUACAGCUGCAGUCACAAUAACUCCCUCCCAGUGCUGUGUGUACUGUGUAUCCUUAUCCUAUAUCUGGCUGCUGUACCUGUGCAUGCAUUGUGAGGACCUGCUUGUCAUGCACAUCCCCACAAGUCCCUCCUGUGUGUGAGGAGUGCGAGCAGCAUAUUGCCUCUUAGUAAGUGAGGAGCUGAGCAGGGUAGUAUCAUGCCCAAAGACUGGUGGCCUGCUGGGCUGGCCUUCAUAUGAACUGUUGCUGUUCCUCCCAAUCUCUGACAAUUCCCAGCCAGUUGGAAUGAAGGGAUCUGUGUUCUCUGUCAUGCUGUUCUUUGUUUCCAAUCCCUGCCCAGGUUAAUGUACAAUAGAUAGAAAUAACACAUGAUCAUCAGAAAUUAUUAUAAUUGUAUUAAUGGUUAGUAUCAUUAUUGCAUUUUUAUUCUCAGUGGAGUCAUUGUUUUAAUUGGUUUGCUUUUCAAAUCAAAGUUUAUUAGUCGCGAACAAAGAUUUGCAGGUGUUAUAGCAGGUGCAGCAAAAUUCUUAUGUUACUAGCUCCAACAGUACAGUAGAAUGUCACAUGAAUACAAUACAAAUAAUUUUUAAAAAAUUACCAAGAAAUUACAGAAUGAGUAUAAAAAAAUAUUGCUUUUAUUAUGAUUAUUAUUGUUUUUCUUUAUGUAUUUUUAAAAACAAGGUCCGAUGUUUUUCUUGAUAUGAGGUAUAAAAAAGAGUAAGAUUGUCUCUUUUUCCAGUUAGCCUGCUUGGGCAAUUUUUUCUCUGUAGUGAUGAUUUCUGAAUAAAGUGUGUAUUCUUGCUAAAA